This is a messenger RNA of Mesitornis unicolor (brown roatelo), 651 nucleotides long. Its product is annotated as epithelial discoidin domain-containing receptor 1-like. The record is from RefSeq and is a predicted model, not a curated record. The transcript has 5 exons. NCBI's taxonomy places the organism in Eukaryota, Metazoa, Chordata, Aves, Mesitornithiformes, Mesitornithidae. The annotation marks the transcript as partial.
GCAGGUGCCGCUUUGCCCUGGGCAUGGAGGACGGCUCCAUCCCCGACAGCCGCCUCUCGGCCUCCAGCGCCUGGUCCGACUCCACCGCCGCCCGCCACGGCCGGCUGGGUCGCAGCGAUGGGGACGGUGCCUGGUGCCCGGCGGGCCCCGUGUUCCCAGAGGAGGAGGAGUUCCUGGAGGUGGACCUGGGGCGGCUGCACCUGGUGACGCUGGUGGGGACACAGGGACGCCACGCGGGGGGACACGGCAGGGAGUUCGCCCACGCCUACCGCCUGCGCUACAGCCGCGACCGGCACCGCUGGCUGCGGUGGCGCGACCGCUGGGGCGCCGAGGUGAUCGGGGGCAACGAGGACCCCGAGGGGGUGGUCCUGAAGGACCUGUCCCCUCCCCCGGUGGCCCGGGCCCUUCGUGUCUACCCCCGGGCCCCCCGUGCCAUGAGCGUCUGCCUGCGCCUGGAGCUCUACGGGUGCCCAUGGGAUGCCGGGCUCCUGUCCUACACGGCCCCGCGGGGACAAGCGAUGACCUUUGACCCCGUGCCCAUCGUCCUCAACGACUCCACCUACGAUGGCUCCAGCGCUGGCCCGCUGAAUUUUGGGGGGCUGGGCCAACUGGCGGACAGGGUGCUGGGAUUGGACGACUUCACGCGGAGCC